AAAACGAAAUCCAUCGAUUCAAUCAAAUUGUUUUUGCGUCACAAAUCCAAUCCAAUCCAACAAAACUCAAUCAAUCGAACUUAAUAUCAAUGGAGGUCGCCGGAGUUGUGUUCCGUCAGUCGCCGUGUUUCUCUUCCGCCGCUGCUGACGUGUCCAGCUCCCGCCACUCGCGGUUGUGUACGACGGUGAGAAAACCUAAUUCGGUGGGUGUUAAGCAGCGGAAGUGGUUGGGUGUGUGUGUGGUUGCGGGUGAGUAUUCUGAUAAGGGUCAUUUAAAGUAUUAUGAGGGGACCAGAAUGGCGGUGAAAGAUGAGAUGGUGUUGAAGAAGAAGGAUAUGAAGAAGAAGUUGAAGUUGUUGAAGGGGUUGUCGAAGAGCUUGAAUACUUUUUCUGAGAUGGGGUUUUGUUUGGAUCAGGAUGAUGAUGAUAAUGGGUUGGGUCAGCAAGUCAAGGGCAAGAUGAUCUCGGAAGCAACAGAGGUACUACUUGGACAAUUGCAGAAACUAAAAGAAGACAAGAUGGAAUACAAGAGGAUGAAGAAAGAAGAGAAGGCCAAAAAGAAAAUGAUGACAAAGACGAAGACGGAUUGCAAGGAUUCCUCUUCGUCUUCGUCCGAAAGUUCUUCGGAGUCUGAUUGCGAUAACGUCGUGAACAUGCGCCAACUGAAAACCGUCCCAACAUCAACCACUAACACCCAUCAAGAAACAACAUCCGUGGUCCAAGUUUUGGAAAAAGCCGAAAACCUAGUUGCAGAGACCGCAGUUUGCAAGAUUGGUAACAGUGUAAAUGAGGCGGAUUGUGGUAAGAAGAUAGAGGUUUGUAUGGGGGGAAAAUGCAAGAAAUCUGGAGCUGCAAUGCUGUUGGAGAAUUUCCAAGCGGCAGUGGGCGGAGAAGCUACGGUUGUGGGUUGCAAAUGUAUGGGGAAGUGCAGAGACGGGCCGAAUGUGAAGGUGCACAGCGAAGAUGUGGCGCCUGCAGUGACGAAUUCGCUGUGCAUCGGAGUUGGACUCGAGGAUGUUGAGACCAUUGUGACCAAUUUCUUUGGUGGGGGUUCUGAUAUGGUGCCAGCACUAUCUUAAGUGUUUGAUUCCAGUUUACUACACUACUUAUGAAACAAAUUCAAAUUGUAUAUGUUUGUUGGUUGGAUUGAAUUUUGAUUAAUAGAUUUUUAGGGGUGGAGAGAGAUAUGAUUAUGUAAAUAGAUUUAAGUUGAUGAUUAUAUAUCAUAUAUGAAAUAUUUGUAAAUUAAUUGUUGAUAGAUAAUUUCGGUAUUUAGAACUUUGAA
This is a messenger RNA of Helianthus annuus (common sunflower), 1285 nucleotides long. Its product is annotated as diacylglycerol O-acyltransferase 3. The transcript is spliced from 2 exons. Bases 90 to 1079 code for a protein of 329 amino acids. The record is from RefSeq and is a predicted model, not a curated record. NCBI's taxonomy places the organism in Eukaryota, Viridiplantae, Streptophyta, Magnoliopsida, Asterales, Asteraceae.